GAUGUCAGAUCUCCGAUCAGAGCACAAGAUGGCGGGCGUGUUGUAACGCUUGUGACUACUCGACUUUUUUCCACGCCUAUUGUAUUCAUCUUUCGUGGAGUGUCACAUUUAACUGCGUGUGGUGUUUAUGUCAUGGUCGAAGAAUUACAAGCACGCUAGCAAUAGCUUGGUUGCUCAAGCGCACAUCAAGAUGACUUAAGUGACGAGCUGUUAGCUGCGGAAGCUAUCACUCUCGCUAACUCAACACACCUAUAAGCGAGUGAAGCUUAUGUUAUAGCACAUAUUUACAAUCCACUUUCUUGGAUCGCGUUUUUAUAAACAGGUGGUGCCUCAAAGGAUUGGUUGCCAUGGCAACUUCUGGCUACUCAGAAGACCUCCAGCCUCAGCAGACCAACACGGUAACCAUAGCAUCAACUCCGGCUUCCACCACACCCUCUUCCACCAAGGCAGCAGCAGCACACUUCCUUGCCGGACUCCCACUAACCUCUGGAAGCAUUGCAUCAGCCAAUCAAUCAGCCAAAACUGGACAGGAUGCACUUUCGUCCCAAGCUCCACCUACCCAGGCUCAAAGCCAGAAGGCGGCUGUUCUAGCGGCUCCUACGCAGCACUAUAUAAGCUCAGAAAUCCAGCACACUGUGGCCCAGAAGAGUAAUGGUCAGAACACCUCACCCCAAUACAUCAUAGUGACGGUUACAGAGGGUUCUGCGCACUCAAACGACAGUCUGUCAGAAUCCAGCUCACCUGCCCUGGGUGUGCCUACACGGGUGGUCCAGCCAGUGCAGACCACCACUCAGAGGUCAGUGUUGCAGACGGUGCCACAGGCUGGCAAGAGGGUUCAGUCAGGACACGUCAAUAAUCUGCAGUCUGCGCACAUCAACCAAGAGGUGGAGCAGGUGUACUCGGGCCAGGUGCAGUAUGUGGAUGGAGGAGGCUCCGACAAUGCUUUCACCACCUCCUCGAUCCGGCCAGGGGGCUACUCUUUUUCCGACUCACCCCUCUACUCUCAGACCCCUCCCGCCUCCUCCUCCAACUUCUACGAGGCCACGUCUAGCUCGGAGUCCGACAUCAGCGGCUCGGUGACCUCACAGACUCUCUCCUCCUCUGUUGCGGCGGCAGCUGCUGCCAGCGGGGGCACCUCUGCGAGUGGCUCCGGUUAUGUCAUUCAGGGGGCUUAUUUGUUGGGAGGAGGGGGAGGAGGACAGAGCUACUCCAGCCCAAAUUCACGUGCCCCUCCGGCCACUGUGCAGUGGCUGUGUGACAAUUACGAAGGUGCAGAGGGGGUGAGCCUGCCUCGCUGCACCCUCUACUACCACUACCUGCUACACUGCCAGGAGCAGAAGCUGGAGCCGGUCAAUGCCGCCUCCUUUGGCAAACUCAUCAGGUCCGUCUUCAUGGGGCUGCGCACUCGAAGGCUCGGCACGCGGGGGAACUCAAAGUACCACUACUAUGGACUCAGGAUCAAAUCUGGCUCCCCUCUGCUCAGACUGAUGGACGAACAGCAGCACAUGGCAAUGCGGCAGCAGCCGUUCUCACAGAAAAGCAGGGUAAAGGCGGUUCAGAAAACAGAGGGGAUCGCCAAUGGGACCUCAGGGGGGGCGUCCCAGCAGCAGGCAGGAGUGGUUUGUGAUAUUUCGGCCCAGGUGCAGCAGUACCAGCAGUUCCUGGAAGCAUCACGUCCGUUGCCUGAUUUCGUUGAGAUGAACGUGCAAGAAAGCCAAGAAAGCAGCCUGCCUGAUGGGAUCCUGCCUGAACACCUCAAGGCCUUUCAGACGCUCUACAGGGAACACUGUGAGGCCGUUUUAGACGUGAUGGUGAACCUUCAGUUCACUCUUGUGGAGACACUUUGGAAAUCCUUCUGGAGGUUCAGCCAAAGCAGCGAACCAGAAACUCUCAAUCUUCACCACGAGUCGGAGAAACGUCUGCCAAAAUCAUGCCUCGUGCUGCUGUGCAAGUUUGAGCCUGUACUAAACUGGACAAGAACGUGUGACAACCUGCUCUAUCAGACGCUGGUGGAGAUCCUCAUCCCCGAUGUGCUCCGACCCAUCCCCAGUGCCUUAACUCAGGCCAUCCGUAAUUUUGCUAAGAGUCUGGAGAGCUGGCUGUCCGGCGCCAUGAUGAACAUCCCAGAAGAGAUGGUUCGCAUUAAGGUGGUGUGUGUCAGCUCUUUUUCCCAAACGCUGCGUCGCUAUACCAGCUUGAACCACCUGGCCCAGGCAGCCCGUGCCGUUCUCCAGAACUCGGCUCAGAUCAACCAGAUGCUCUCUGACCUCAACCGUGUAGAUUUCACCAACGUUCAGGAACAAGCGUCGUGGGUGUGUCAGUGUGAGGAUCAAAUCGUCCAGCGGCUGGAGCAAGACUUCAAGAUGACCCUGCAGCAGCAGAACUCCUUGGAGCAGUGGGCCUCGUGGCUGGACGGCGUUGUCUCUCAGGUGCUCAAACCUUACGAGGCCAACCCCGUCGCCCUGCCCAAGGCCGCCAAAGUCUUUCUGCUCAACUGGUCCUUCUAUAGUUCGAUGGUCAUUCGGGACCUGACCCUGCGCAGCGCCGCCAGCUUCGGAUCCUUUCACCUGAUCCGCUUGCUGUACGAUGAGUACAUGUACUACCUGAUCGAGCACAGAGUGGCUCGGGCGAAAGGAGAGACCCCAGUUGCCGUCAUGGGAGAAUUUGCCAGCACAGUCAAGAACCGAUCCACUCCGGACCUGGAGAAAGAUGAGGAAGACGAUGACGAGGACGAGGAGAGUGAGGAUGAAAGCGCAGAUCUGGUCAUGCAGUCCAGCUCUCUGAGCAUGCUGGAAGACAAGGAGCUGUUGGAGCCACCCGCCAAGCAGCCCAGGACCACUUUAAGCCUGCACAGUCUGACAGAGACACACAAUACACCGGCUUAGAGGAAAACACACACACAGAAACUUUUGCUUUAACGCCAUUAAGUCAUCCCAUCCUGCACCCUUCGUCAUGUGUGCUGGGUGUUGUUUGUCGAGUGUGCGCAUGUUUAAGAAAACAGGAGUGCCCUUUAUACCAAUGAUGUAUUUUUUGCUUUUUUGUGCUGCCAUUUUGUUUCUCUUUUGUCAUGUAAUGGUGUAUGAUCCCUGUGCCUUCCCAGAACAUUCAGUGGCCAGCCCUGCACAAAUGCCACAUUACCUGAUGGACACUCAUGAUAUUUCCCUGAGUCUCCCUUGUCCUGCCUUAACCACUAACUAGAUAAUGUAGAGAAAUUGUCCUGGUGAUGUCCAAAAUCACUCAUAUUGCCCUUUAAGCAAUGUCUAUGCAGGGGUGUUUUAUAAUCAGGAUUAAUGGAUUUUAUGGGCUCACUAAUGGACAACUGGUUGUGGAUGCCAUAUUCCAUUUACUUUCUGUAUAUCCUUUUUAAUUUGGCCAACUGAUUCGCUGUGCCUUUGAGAGAUUGCUAGCCCAAUUGAACUUGUAUUCAAUAUCGUGUGUAUUGUUGCAUAUAUAUAUAUAUAUAUAUAUAUAUAUAUAUAUAUAUAUAUAUAUAUAUAUAUAUAUAUAUAUGAGGGUUCUGUAGCCUUGUUGUCUUGAACUUUUGUAGCUAUUAAAAUCAUGUGAGCCAUGUCUGUUGAGAUUGCCAUUUGUCAUCUUUGCUCAGCCUCUCCAUUCAUUUCCUUCACUACUUCAUGCAUACAAUGCAAAGACAAACCACCAUCCAAGAUAAAAGGAAACUUGAAUAAGCUCGAUUCAGAAGCACUCCUAUUGACUUCAGUUACCUGUGUACUAAAGGAGUUGUAUCAUGCUAUUUUAACAUUUCCCCAGUUGUUUAUAGGGAUGUAUAUGAUUAUAUAUUGCCCUUUGCACAAGAACAAUCUAGUUUCUUAUGAAAUAUAAGUUAUUUUGAUGGCAAUUUUUCUAACUCUGAAGUAAGACUCGUUUUACUCAAACCCCGCCUUCGCUGUGCUCACACAUCUGUUGGUGGCCUCGAGGUGCCUUCAAUAACCACUCAUAAAGUAUGACAUCUCAAAUUUACACAGGAAUUAACAUUUUUAACAGGGCUAAAAGCCCAAAAAAACGCAUGAUAUGGCUCCUUUAACAUGAUGCUGUACAGUGUUUUGUAGUGUUAAAGUUUAUUUUUCAUCCUCUGGUGUCAUAUAUCCAAAUUGUAUGUUGUUUGACCAUAAAUUGCCUUAGGAAACGUUGUGGUAUGCCUACAGAACACUAAGCUUGAUUUUGAAUGUGAUGUUGGACCAGGCCUGGAGAUGUGCUGAACUUCCCCAUCGACCCUUUAUAUAAUCAGGUUAUUUUAUCAGGAUUUCAAUUAUUUUCUGAGACCACUUAAUGAAACAAUGCGUAUUUCUUGCCCGGGCAGAAAUCUAUAGAAAGAAAAAAAUUCAAAUGUGGUUUCACAAAGUUGUUUUGUUUUUAUGUGGAUUCUCCCUUCAAUCUUCCACUACUGGACCUACUAUCAAGAGAUCCUAUUGAUGUCCCUCUUAAAACCUUUGUACAAUCUGUGAUCUGUGUUGUCAUUGACUAAAAGGUUGUGAUUGCAUUCUCAAA
Messenger RNA from Syngnathus typhle (broad-nosed pipefish), 4506 nucleotides. RefSeq names its product regulatory factor X, 1b (influences HLA class II expression) (gene rfx1b). The coding region runs from base 348 to 2885 and encodes 845 amino acids. Gene Ontology annotation, cellular component: nucleus. Gene Ontology annotation, molecular function: DNA-binding transcription factor activity, RNA polymerase II-specific; RNA polymerase II cis-regulatory region sequence-specific DNA binding. The record is from RefSeq and is a predicted model, not a curated record. The transcript is spliced from 18 exons. Gene Ontology annotation, biological process: regulation of transcription by RNA polymerase II. NCBI's taxonomy places the organism in Eukaryota, Metazoa, Chordata, Actinopteri, Syngnathiformes, Syngnathidae.